CGCGGCCCGGGCCUAGCGGCGCGGCGGCCGCCUCCAUUCCUCCCUCCCUCUCGCCCUCCCUCCCUCUCGCCCGCGCGGGGCCGCGGAGCGGAGCGGGCCCCGGGGCGCGGCUGCCAUUUUGUCGCGGGCGGCCGGGCUGACCCCAUUGUGCUGUCGCCCGCAGGUGGAUGCCCGCCGCCCGGCAUGGAGCAGGCCUGCGAAGUGAGCCGCCGCAGCUGCCUCGUCCCGUUCGGCACCUCGCUGCCGGCCGCCGAGCACAAGGGCGGUCCGUUCGGCGAGCCCCGCGGCCCCGAGCCGCCCGCCAUGCAGCUGGCGGCCGCCAAGCCCGGCUUCGGGCAGGACCCGUCCUCCUGCUACAUCCCGCUGCGCCGGCUGCAGGACCUGGCCUCCAUGAUCAGCGCCGAGUACCUCGGCGGCCCCGCCGACGGCGCUGAGGCCCUGCCCGACCCCGGCUCGCCGCCCCCCCGCGCCCCCGCGCCGCAGGAGCCGCCGGGCGGAGCCGGCCCGCAGCCCGCCGCGCUGGGCUUCCCGCUGCUGCUGCGGGACGGAGGGGACGAGGACGAGGAGGAGGAGGAAGAGGAGGAGGAAGAGGAGGAGGGCAACGAGACGCCGGAGGAGGAGGAGGAGGAGGACGACGACGACGAGGAGGACGACGACGACGACGACGACGAGGAGCCCGAGCGGAGCCGCGGGGCCGGCAGCCCGGAGCCGCCGCGCCUGCAGCCGGCGGAGCUGCCCGGGUCGGACGGCGGCCCCGGGGAGAGCGCGGAGCCCUCCGGCAGCGCCGCGCUGCAGCUCAUCCGAGCCAAGAAGAAACCUACUCCAGUGAAGUAUGAAGUUGGGGAUCUUGUUUGGGCCAAGUUCAACAGACGCCCGUGGUGGCCAUGCACAAUUUGUCAUGACCCAGUGCUGGACUGUCACUCAAAAAUGAAAGUUUCCAAUCGGAGGCCAUACCGAGAGUACUACGUGGAUGCCUUAGGAGAGCCUUCAGAGAAAGCCUGGGUUGCUGGAAAAGCUAUCGUUCUGUUUGAAGGAAGACAUCAGUUUGAAGAGCUGCCUGUUCUUCGGAGAAGAGGAAAGCAAAAGGAAAAAGGCUACAAACAUAAGGUUCCCCAGAGGUUUAUGGCUAAAUGGGAAGUCAGUGUUGGACAGGCAGAAGACAUGCUUCUCGGGGGGCCAGAGGAUCAAAAGUGCAGCCAGAACUCCAGCGAGCUGGACAGCGAGAAGGAAGUGCAGUCAGAAUACUAUUCCAAUGGCCCUGGAGCCAAAAAGGACAGGCAGCUGAACGGCUGUUUUAAAUCCUUGGCAUUUGACUCCAAACACUCAGCCAAUGAAAAAGGAAAAUCGCACAUUAAGCCACACGUGAAAAAGAGCUCAGAGAGCAGAAAAAGGACUAGAGUAAAAAAGAGUGGCAUGAGAGAAGAAGCUUCCAAGGGAGAAAUCAAAGAAGAAACACCAGAGAGCAUAGUUAACAAUAUGAUUGUCGGGGACCUACCAGAGAAACAUGCAUCUCAUGAACUUCGCCGGAUUGCAAAGAGCAUAACAGCAUCCAACAGCACCAGGGAAAACCAUUUGCUCUCCUCCUUUGGAGAAAGACGUUUUGAAAAUAUAACUUUAAAGUCGGACUAUGGGAGUCAUAAAAGUGAUGCCCUGAAGAACACACUCCAAGGGGAUUUGUUUUCCAACUCAUCUUUGGAGAGAGAGAAAAGCUCCCUGGGCAUUCUGUGCAGUUCCAAGUUACAAAUACACUAUUCUGCAUCUGAGGCUGGUGCUGAGAAAAAGCAAACUGAAUCGGAUUCAUCCUCUUCCCUCUCAGAUGGUGGGAACAGUGAUGUAGAUACCAUGGACCAAAGUUCAGAGAGAGCCUCUAGCACUCUUGAAGUUAGUGAUUCUUCAGAUAAAAUGGAGAAGGAAUUUCCUAUGACAUCAAGUGGAAACAUUAAGCUUUCCAUGUAUUUUUCCCAGAAAAGCAGCAGAAGGACCAGGAAGAAGUCGUACAGAGAUCGCAAACCUCUGGGAGGUUCGGUAACCAGCAGACUCGAUGCUGAAUUUGCACACAGGGAACUUGAAGGAGGCUCCUCUGAUGCUGAGAUGUCAUUGACAGCUCUUGAGUGCUCUUCAGAUGUGAGAAAUGACAAUCUUUCCCUAGCAAACAAGCACGCUACUCCCCAAAGUGUUUCCAAGGACGGCUCCUGGUCUGCUGUUGCAAAUCAAACAACCUUAAAACUGAAAAACAUGAAAUUGCCUCGGAUCAGGAGUAUAAAAUGCAAACAUAAAGAAAAGGUUGCUGGGUUGGAGCCUUCUCUUGCAGAAGAGGAGGGUGGCCUGAAUCACUGUUCUUCUGAUACCAAAGGUUUCUCUGGCCUUCAGAGAGAUUCUCUUCCGAGAAGCGGAAAAGUUGAUGGUCAGAAACUGUUAAACAACGUGCAUGAGAAACCCAGGGAUUCUGCUGAAAUAGAAACAGCUGUGGUGAAACACGUCUUGUCGGAGUUGAAGGAGCUCUCUUAUCGAUCCAUGAACGAUGAUGUCAGUGACUCUGGCACUCCAAAGGCCACAGUACCCUUACUUUUCUCUUCCGCCUCUGGUCACGGUCGUUUGCCUAUUGAGCCAAAUUACAGAUUCAGCACCUUGUUAAUGAUGUUGAAGGAUAUUCAUGACAGUAAGGCGAAAGAGCAGCAACUGAUGACUGGUCAGAACAUAGUCCCGUACCGAAACACCAGCACAGCAGAUGGUUCUGGAGGCAAUUCUGCGAGCGGCCUGACAUCCCUGUCUAUUGUAGGUCCCCCGUUUAAAAUAGAAAAGAAUGGAGAUUGUGCCCAGGAAACAGUCAGUCCGAACUCCUCCAGUGUAAACAACUCCUCUUUUUCACGCAAUCCUCCGACCAAGUUACCGGGGAUUGGUACUAGUAAAAGGGAGCCCGCGAAUGCCGCUGUUUCUGGGACAAAUGGCACAAAUUGCGUGCCCAAACGCAACUGUUCAAAAUCUAAGCAGUCAUCAAAGCUUGGAGAUAAAACAGUUUCAAACAGAAAGGACUUAAAACCAGGAGGGCCAAGUAAGUUGUUAAGUCGAUUAUCCAGAGAUUCAGGAGAACAUGCAUUCCGCGUGCACGGUUCGGUUCCCAGUCCUCUAGGUAAUGAAGCAGAAGAUACUGGGAGGAAAGAGUCUGUUGAUUUAACAGAACAUUCAACUGAUGAAGACUCUGCUUGUUUAUCUGAUGACAAUUUAGGUCGUAUUGGAAGGAGACCCGAAGCUGGUAGAAAUACUGAGAGAUGCACUUCUGCUGAAAAUGGGGAGAGUCCAGACUUGGAUUCAGAGGCAAAUAGUGAGAGCUCUCUUGGUGAUGAGGCUAAUGAUGUAAAUCACGUAGCACCUAAAAAGCGAUGGCAGCGUUUUAACCAAAGCAGUGCUAGAUCUAAUAAGCACAUCAGUAGAUCUAGGGAAAAAGGAAACUUGGAGAGUGCCUUUGGCCUGAAUUCUCAUGGCUUUUCACUGAAGGGAAAUGAGUGCUUGGGACGUAGGCAUUCCCCUCAUUCAAAGGUGCUUGAGGCAGACCUAACAGUUCAGGACUAUGAGAAUCACUUAGACUUAGUUGAGAAACGUUUGAAUGUAUGUGGUAAGCCAAACAACAGUGUGAUGGACUCAGAAACAAAGCUUGGCAACUUUGCUCCCCAGUCUGAAUUCUCUGCACAAGUACAUUCAGAGAGGAAACGCCUUAGAAAGCCAAGUAAACGGCUUCUGGAAUAUGCAGAAGAAUACGAUCACUUAUUUGCACCCAAGAAAAAGUCAAGGAAAAGCCAGGACCAAUUGCAAAAGGUGAAUUCUGUUGCAAGGUCUGGAUUUGAAGGAGGUCUUCCUGCACAGCGCAGUCCUGACAGAGAGAUGCAGCGGGGGCCCAGUCCUUUGGUUUCAACUCCAUUUUCAACCAAAGAGUCCCCUCCCAUCCUUGAAGCUGAGUGCUCCUUCUCAGAAUUACAGCCCCGUGCCUCUGAUCCCAGUGAGCAGCUCGUAGAAGGACAGUCCGAUUUCCCAGAGCUUGUGCUGUCUUCCUCCGAUGUUUCUGAAGUUUCUGCUUCUCCAGAUGCAGAGGAGAGAUUCCUGAAAUCAGGAAACUUUGAGAGCAAGCGUCAAAGGAAGCCCACUAAAAAGCUCUUGGAAUCCAAUGAUUUGGACACUGCCUUUAUGCCAAAGAAGGAGGAGUGGACUCCCCCAAAGAAGGGCACUGGCCCUUCGGAGAGCGACAGCUCGGAGCUGUACUCACCAGCCCACUUCCCAGACCUGGGUGAAGCUUCUGAAAAGCUCUUGGAGAAGCAGCGCAAACGGAAGAGACCGCGCCAUUCCUCUGCUGCAAUACAUUCCAAGAAGGAGAAAAAUGGGGAGAGGCUGGGGGUGACCCCACGCUCUGAGGGGGAGGCAUUGGUUCAUGGGACUUCUACAAGCCCCAAAGGGGGACAUGAAGAGGGGUCUGAGAAUGACCACGGAGUGCCUUCAUCCAAAAAGAUCCAGGGGGAGCGUGGAGGAGGAGCAGCUCUCAAGGAGAACGUGUGUCAGAUCUGCGAGAAGCCAGGGGAAUUGCUGCUGUGCGAAGCUCAGUGCUGUGGUGCUUUCCACCUGCAGUGCCUUGGGCUCUCUGAGAUGCCAACAGGCAAAUUCAUCUGCAAUGAGUGUUCCACAGGAGUCCAUACCUGCUUUGUGUGCAAGAGCUGCGGGCAAGAUGUAAAACGGUGCUUGCUGCCCCUUUGUGGGAAAUAUUACCAUGAAGAGUGCAUACAGAAAUAUCCUCCCACGGUCACUCAGAACAAGGGCUUCCGAUGCUCUCUGCACAUAUGCAUGACUUGUCAUGCUGCUAACCCAACAAACAUCUCUGCAUCUAAAGGUCGCUUGAUGCGCUGCGUGCGGUGUCCGGUCGCAUACCAUUCCAAUGACUUCUGCCUCGCUGCUGGGUCUGUGGUCCUUGCCUCCAACAGUAUCAUCUGUCCCAAUCACUUCACUGCACGGAGGGGCUGCCGCAACCAUGAGCACGUCAAUGUCAGCUGGUGCUUUGUCUGCUCGGAAGGGGGCAGCCUUUUAUGCUGCGAGUCGUGCCCGGCUGCAUUUCACCGUGAGUGUUUAAACAUCGAGAUGCCAGAGGGAAGCUGGUAUUGUAAUGAUUGCAAGGCAGGCAAAAAGCCACACUACAAGGAAGUCGUCUGGGUGAAAGUUGGGCGCUACAGGUGGUGGCCAGCUGAGAUCUGCCAUCCCAGGACAAUUCCUGUCAACAUCCAGAAAAUGAAACAUGACAUCGGCGAGUUCCCUGUGCUGUUCUUUGGCUCCAAAGAUUACCUGUGGACCCACCAGGCCCGUGUGUUCCCAUACAUGGAAGGUGAUGUCAGCAGCAAAGACAAGAUGGGGAAGGGCGUAGAUGGCAUAUACAAGAAAGCUCUUCACGAAGCUGCAGUAAGGUUUGAAGAACUGAAGGCACAGAAGGAACUGAGACAGCUUCAGGAAGACAAAAAGAAUGACAAGAAACCUCCCCCCUACAAACACAUCAAGGUGAACCGGCCGGUGGGCAAGGUGCAGAUCUUCACUGCAGAUCUGUCUGAGAUACCACGUUGUAACUGUAAGCCAACAGAUGAAAACCCAUGUGGUCUGGACUCCGAAUGCAUCAAUCGUAUGUUGCUCUAUGAGUGCCACCCCCUGGUCUGCCCGGCAGGAGAGCGCUGUCAGAACCAGUGCUUCUCCAAGCGGCAGUAUCCCGAGGUACAGAUCUUCCGCACGCUGGCACGAGGCUGGGGCUUACAGGCCAAAACAGACAUCAGAAAGGGUGAAUUUGUUAAUGAGUAUGUUGGGGAGCUAAUUGAUGAAGAGGAGUGCCGAGCCCGAAUCCGUUACGCCCAGGAGCAUGAUAUCACCAAUUUCUACAUGUUGACACUGGAUAAGGAUCGAAUCAUUGAUGCUGGUCCGAAGGGCAAUUACGCUCGGUUCAUGAACCAUUGCUGCCAGCCCAACUGUGAGACUCAGAAAUGGUGUGUGAACGGUGAUACGCGGGUUGGGCUCUUCGCAAUUGUAAAUAUCAAAGCUGGGACUGAGCUGACUUUCAACUACAAUCUGGAGUGUUUGGGAAAUGGAAAGACAGUUUGCAAAUGUGGUGCUCCAAAUUGCAGUGGCUUCCUAGGAGUGCGGCCAAAGAGCCAGCCCACCCUCAGUGAGGAGAAGUCCAAGAAGCUGAAGAGAAGGCCGCAGAUGAAGCGCAGGUCGCAGGCGGAGGUGAUGAAGGAGAGGGAGGAUGAGUGUUUCAGCUGCGGGGACGGAGGGCAGCUGGUUUCCUGCAAGAAGGCAGGCUGCCCCAAGGUGUACCAUGCUGACUGCCUCAACCUGACCAAGAGGCCCGCAGGAAAAUGGGAGUGCCCAUGGCAUCAGUGUGAUAUGUGUGGUAAGGAAGCAGCUUCCUUCUGUGAGAUGUGCCCCAGAUCCUUCUGCAAGCAGCACCGGGAAGGCAUGCUCUUCAUCUCUAAGCUGGACGGACGUUUAAGCUGCACAGAGCACGAUCCCUGCGGGCCUAACCCUCUAGAGCCAGGAGAAAUCCGUGAGUAUGUCCCUCCCAUGGGAGCACUGACUAACGGCGACGACACCCAGCCUCCAGAGCAGCCGCCUGCAGAUACAGACCCGAGUAUUCAGCCUUUGGACAGGCUGCCUCAGUCUGUGGCCUUCAAACUGCAGUCACCAGAAAAGCCCCCUGCAACACUAGCGCUGAGGCUGCCACCGUCAGAAAAACCCCCCACCACCUUAGCCCUGAGGGUGCAGCCCUCAAACAAGCCCCCCACCACCCUGGCCCUGAGACUGCCUCCACCAGACAAACCGCCUGCUGCCCUGGCACUGAGAUUGCCACCGUCAAAUAAACCCCCCACUACCUUAUCACUGAGGCUGAAGCCAUCCAACAAACCCCCCACCACCCUGUCGCUCCGGCUGCAGCCUUCGGACAAACCUCCCACUACGCUGUCACUCCGCCUGCAGCCAUCAGACAGGCCCCAGGCUGCCCUGUCCCUGAGGCUGCAGCCGGAGAAGCAGCCCAUCAUUUUAGCGCUGAAGCCUGAGCAGCCUGACAAACCUCCCACCAACGCGGUGCUGUGGCCGCUGGAUGAGUCUUCUGGCGAUGCCUCGGAGCCUCAUCUGCAGAGCAAAUCUCCUCCAGGAACUCCGCAUUCAUUGGAUGGGUCGCUGGUUCCUGCUGGUGCCCUGCUCCAGCUGUCAGAUGAACCUCCGGCCAUCGCUGAAGUUCUGGAGUUAUCGGACAAGUCUCUCAUUGACGCCGAGACCCAGGAGAUAGAGCUGCUGGAUGAGUUUCCAGCAAAAUGCCUGCAUCCGCAGCUGUCAGACAGACUUCUCGCCACGGCAGGGACCCUGCAGUCCCAGCCAGUGGAUGAGCCUCCUGUGGCCGAGCAGCCUCAGCUGCUGAGCAAAGCUUCUGCCCAGAGUCCGCAGCCUCAGCCCGUGGAAAAGUCUCCCAGCUCUGCAAUGCCGCACAUCCCAGCAUCAGAGGAGAUUCUCAGCCCUGAUGUUGAGGUGCUGUGGCCUCUGCCCAUUGAAAACGUCCCUGGCUCCCCGGUGUCACGAAUCCUGCCCAUGGAGAAGGCUCCUGGAUUAGGUGUGUUACGACUCCCACCUCCAGAGAAAGCUUCCUUCUCUGGGGCAGUGCGAGUCUCGGCCGUGGAGAAGGCUCCCAGCUCUGGGGCACUCCAUGCCUUCGCUCCAGAGAAGGCUCCUGCCUCAGGGAUGCCACGGAUCCUGCCCACAGACAAGGCUUCCAGCUUAGGGGUGUCGUGGCCACUGCCUCUGGAGAAGGCCCACGGCUCCCGGGCACCGCACAUGCUGCCCACAGACAAGGCUCUGGGCUCGGGGGCUCUGCGGAUCCCACUCAUGCAGAAGGUUCUCAGCCCUGGGGUGUUGCGGCCCCUGCCUCUGGAGAAGGCUGCCGAUUCUGGGGCCCUGCGGCCCCUGCCUCUGGAGAAGGCGCUUGGCUCUGGGGUGGCCCGGCCUCAGCUCUUGGAGAGGCCCCCGUCUCUUACAGCCACGUGGCCUCAGGCAUCAGACAAGCUGGCCGCUGCUGUGGCUCCUCGGCCUCAAGUUUUGGACAAACCCCCGGCUGCCUCAGCUCCGAGGCUGCUGCUGUCUGAGAAGGCGCUGCGGCCCGUUGACCAGAACGCCCAGCCCAAGGAGAGGGGAGCCCCUGCUGCAGAGCUGAGCCCCCAGCAGAAGGAGAGGACCAUGUUAGCUGGCGAGCAGAUCUCUUGGUCUGCUGGAAAGGCUGUGACGCAUGUUGGACAGGUACCUUGGCCCACAGAGAAACUACAGACACACGAGCAAACCCACUGGCCCACUGCAAAAGCCCUGACACCUGCAGAGCAGUCUCCCCGGACAGCAGAGAAGCUACCAGAGCCGACACUUCAGCCUAGCUGGGAAGUGGCCUCGGUCCCCACAGAGCAAACCCCUUGGACAUCAGAGAGACUGCGCGUGUUUGAGCAGACUCCACGGCCUGCCAGGGAAGCACCAGUACCCCAGGAGCAGACACAGUGGAUUGUCACAAACAUUCAGACAAUUGAGCAGAUCUCUUGGCUGUCUGGAAAAGUACAUAUUCCUCGGGGGCAGGACCCUUUGCCUGAACAAAACACAGCGCUAGCUCAUAACCAGGAUUCUGUCUGUCAUGAAUUGGCCGACUCAGAGCCAAAGUGAGGUUGGUGAACGUGGGAGGCAGGUUCCAGUCUUUUAAUGUUUAGGGAGGGGGAAAUUCUUUGUUUCGUUUUUUUAAUCACUUCCCUGAGCCCAGCCCCUAACCCAUGCACAUCCUAUCCGUAUUCUCUCGUGACAUGAGCAAGGACAUUCACUUAAGUCUGAGUGUGGCCCAGCCAAAGGGAGAGAGCAUCCGUGACCUUUUCCUCUUCCUUAUGCAAAUGGUAAAGCUGAAAUAAAGAGUCCACUCUGGGUAAAAUCUCAAAUUCCACUGAAAUGGUCACGUUACUGAUCCAGCGUGUUCAAGCUCCAGGUCCAAUUCAUAGGCAGGUUUCCCAGAACAGCGAGGAGCCUCGCUCUUGUUGCUUAGAGGAAGCAGCUCAGUGAGGCUGCCCUGGGGCCGGAGAUGCCGCAGGGAUCGGUGAGCAGUGACAUGUACUCUUGCCAGACUCUGUAGAAGCAGGGACGAGGUUUAUCUGUUGUCUGCCCUGCAGGGUUUUGCUGUGUGAGGUUUGUCCGUGUGUUCACUGGGCUGUGCCACGUGCGCGGUUCACUGAAGGACAAGCAUUGUCUCCAGCUGAGUUAGGAGAGGAGCCUGCUGCACCUGGUCAGUGCAGUGUUUUCCAGCAAUAUGCAAUAUCCACGUAGGCUCCUUUACACAACUGCCCAGGUCCAAGAAACAGGGAAUCUGAAGGAAGUUAGAGAGAAGAGAGAUCUUGGAAGAAGCCAUCUGGCAGUUUUUUCCUUCUUGUGUCUUAAUCCCUUAGCACAGGACAUGCAGUGUUUCCUGUACUUGGCAAACAUCACGACCUAUAAAGCAGCAAUAGCAGUCAGGCAGAGCGAAUUCCCUCCCGGUGCUGUGCAUGGCCUGCACAGGGUGCCGCUGCUCCCUGUGAAAUUUCCAUCCGCUCUCUUCUCAACUGGUCACCAUGAGCCAGCAGAUUUCACAGUCUUCUCUCCCCUGGCCUCAGAUGUGUUCAGGAGGUGUUUGCAUCACACCAGGUCUUCCAGCAGCACGAUGCGCUGCGGAGCUGCGAGCGAAGCCUGUGUUGUUUGCUCUGCAGCACAGAGGCGAAGGGGCCGUGUCUGUACCGGGAUCCACCUCAACACCUUCCCCUGGGUGACUUCUGGCUUAACUCGCCUACAACCAAAGGAGACUUGAAUUAACUGGAUUGUGUUGGUGUGCGUGUGUGUAUGUGUGCGCGUGUGUCCUUCUGACCCAAUCGUAGUUCUCACACUGGAACACAGUGGGCUCUAGCAGCUGGCUGGCUUGCUUUUUAACUCUUCUUCCUUUUCCAGUUGAGGAGCUGUUUUGUCACCUGGUGGGUGCCCAGACUAGGCCUGCUGUGAAAACAGCUUUUCAAGCAUUAAGGCAGCAGAGUGCUCGGCCGUGUACAGGAGCGUGCCAGUGCACUCCGGAGCAGUGUGUGGUGGGCAGUGCCCCGGGCACGGCGGGGCUCAGCUGCCUGCUGAGGGAGCCUUGCUGACCCUGUGUGCCCUCCUGCUCUCACAUCCCCUGACCUCUGGUAUGCCUGAGCUCUGCUGGUCAGGUAGCACCGCCGCUCCAGUGGAUCCUUCUUGUUGGGGCAGGUCUGCAGGGCGCUGAGGAAGGGGAGGCUUCUGCUCUGGGCUGACCCUUUCCUGCUGACGUGGAAGCAGGUCCUUGGUCACUCUUGGUGUGCAGGUGCUUGCUGCUCCCAAAGCAUGCGGUCACAAGCUUUGCAGUUUUCCUUGAGGGGAGGCAGACACUUGUACUGAGACCAAUCCUGACCCGGUCUCCUUUGCUGAUGUGUGCACCCCAUAGCAAUGCCCUGCUGCAAGGCCAGGGUGCCUGGCAGAGCGGGACGUUACCAGUGAGUGGUGCAUCUCUUCUCUAGUCCGAAUCAUUUCAGAUCCUUUAUAGAAUAGCUAGCAACUUCAGAAAGCUUUAUGGCUUAUGGAAACUUAAUGUUUAAUGAUGUUUUUUUCCGGGAAGACUGGCAGGUCAAUUCCUGCUUGCUGCUGAAACGGGAAAUGCAAGCAGCUCGUGUUUCUGCACGACUCCUGCACAAAGGGAAUCAGGACAACUCCUCAGAGCCAUUGAGAGAGAAGAUAAUCUAAGGGCAUUUAACUUUUCUAAACAAAAUAAAAAAAUGGUCAUGAGGACAAGUAUAUUAAGUAUUUAUCAUGUGUGAGAAGGAAAAUAAACCUUGAAUUCGCAUUUAUAGGCCUUCCCAUGAGCUGGACGUAGUCAUGUAGAUUGUGUAAGUAGGGUUACCUCCGUGCCAGCCGCCCCGCAGCUCCAGCUGUAACCAUGCAGGUAUCUGCGCUGCUCUGUCCGACUCCGCUUUGCUUUGUCACGUGUUAACUAGUUAUUUGUUUCAUGAAAAAUAAACUGUGAAUAUUUUUGGUGCAGGCUUUUUUAAAUCUGUAAAAUGGAGGAGUUCUCGAUGAAUUCUCACAAGCGCAGGUUUGAAAAGAAUCACUUCUGUGAAUCGUGUGCUCCAAUACUAGGGUGAGGUCCACGGCAGCAGAACCUUUCCCACAGCGAGCAGUUACCUACAAGCUUGUUUUCAGCAAUGAAUGCAGACUGAACUGUUGCAUGGCAUUUCAAAACCACGGCCUUACUCCUUGCAGCAGACUGUACCCUGCCUCUCCUCUUCUCUCCCUUAAUGCCUUUUCCAUGAAGAUCCAAGCUCCCACCUUGCUCCCUUCCAUCUACAUCGGAAUAUUGACUUCAGUGAGCUGCCCUUCCCUCCCAGCCCAGAUGGGUGAUGCGUCAGAUCAGAAGUGCUUCUCAGACAUCCACAGGGCUCUGUAUGUUCGUGCUUCUGGGAGUGACUGUGCUGAGUCACCCCAUAAAAUAUCCUGACCAAGCAUGGGGAAAGCUCCCCUGCUGUUCCCAGCCUGCCCUCACCUGGAGGUGGUAGGAGGAGGUGGUUGGUAGGAGGAGGUGCCUCUCACUGGUGGUGGCAGCAGCUGGUAGCACAGCUUUGGAGGUGUGUACUGAAGCAGCUGGGUUCAUUUCCUGCAGCUCUUUGCUGCCUUGCAAGGCUUAGCCAAUUUGAAUCAUGGGGUUUGGUUAAUGUAGAGGAAGGUAACAGACAACACUAGCCCUGGUUGGCUGCUUGUGCAGGAGGAAUGGCUGAAAGGCUGCUCCAGCCUCCCAUGAUGCUGCAGGUAGAGGUUGGCCAGCUUUACUGCAGCGUGGCAGCUCCUGUGCUGUCACAACAGCACUUUUUUUACUGAGAGAUCUGAUAACCGGGUCAAUCCGGGGCAGCUGCUACUUCUGUGUUCCAGGGAUGCUCAUGGAGCUCCCAUGGCAGCGCACUUGUAGGUUUGGCCUCACUUCCCGUUGCACAAGGGGCUGGAAUCUUUGGCAGCCAUGCUUGUGCUUUGCCUGUGUGCUUGCUGGUGGGCUGGGCUGCCCCUGCUCCAAGCAGCGCAUUGGGGGCAGCUGCUGUGGCCUCAGUCUCACAGCAUGGCCCCAUUCAGUGCCCCGCAGUGGGCACCUGGGCGGGUGGAGGAGCUCGUGUUGGCAGGAUCCGCCUGCUGCGAGGUGCUGGAGGCAGUGACCAACCUCCUGCUGCACUCAGUCCUUGUGCUCCAGGUUGUGGGGCUGUGCUGUCUGCCAGGGCUCUGCUGAAGCUGGUGGGAAAGCGAUGCCAUAAUGGGUCACCCCACACCAUCCUCCAAUGCCUGCUAGCUCACGGUAGCUUUCCUUGUUGCUGUUCUCAGCUUAAACCUUUUGCUCUUUACAAAACAAAACAAAACCAGAACGACUUCCGUGCACAAACCAUCCAGCUCGUACUGUGGGUGCAUUAACCCCCCCAGGCACAGCUUCAUGGGUGUGCCCAUUGAAUGUGGGAGAUGAGACGUGUGAUUAAAGUUUCAGAACAGUCCUUUAUGGAGGUGAGGAUAUGCAGGUUAGGGUGCUGGAAGAGCUGCAGCCGUGUUUCAUGGGGGAAAAGAAUAAAAAAGCAGACCUAAAUGUGAUGCCUCGUCAGCUGCUUUAACCCGAGCACGCUGUGGUGUGAGCUGCUUGUGCUCAUAGUGUUACAGCAGGGUGCAGGUGUGUUGGUGUGAGCAACCUCAGACCUUCAACGCUUUGUUUAUUUUUAAUUUCAGCCUUAACUUGAUUUUGCUUGGUGUUUGGAAUAACCGUAAUUGUAACCUGCUUGUAAUGUGCUUUGCCCUCAAUUACCGAUGAGUCUUUUCAGCCUUUGCCAGCGAGUGAAUGUUCAAGCAAAGUGGCAAAACGUGCAGCUGCUCUGAAAGGAAGCGAUGGAGGCAGCCGCCCGCGUCCGGCGAGCGCUUGUGCUGUGGUUGGGCCACCAAGGCUCUGUGCUGAUCAUUCCUGCAGCAGCGAUGCCAACGGGGGCCGCCGGGGGCGGUGGUUUUGGGGCCGCCCCUCAGGCAGCUCGCGGGGGGAAGUUUCUCCAACAGCGAUCCCAUCCGAGCCAAGGGCAGUGGGAUGGCGUGCGCCUGGGCUGGGGAAGUGGCAGUGAUGGACAGUCCCUACAGCACUGAAUCUACCUCCUAGGGAAAUCUGAGAAAUGGGUGUUGCUAUGUCCUAUUUCAAGGUAAAGUUUUAAUCAGUUUGCCCUUGGUUAAGCUCUUGGGCUAUCGUGGUGCUAUUGUAAAUCGUUCGGCAGCUUAGCACAGUAGGGCUGAACUCACGGCUCCCAGCCCGUGGGCCGGAGGGCUGUCGCUGGGGCUGGGCUUUGGUGUGCGCGACCGAAACAGGACAAGGCACGUCUCCUGUGCUGGGGGAGAGCACGUUCCUCCCAUUUGUGGUGGCUCUGAGACUCGCAGCAGUGAGCCCCGUGAGCGCAGGGAGCGAGUGGAGCCACGUGAAGCAGCCAGGCGUCCGCUAACUGCAUGUUCUGUGUGUCUGUUUGGUACUGAGCUGGUUUCAGUUUUUGUUUUUCUGAUGUUUCCGAGUUGUUGACUUCAAGGAACUGGGUUUUUUGUUGUUUUUUUUCUUUUUUUUUUUUGGUUAUUUUUUUUAAGACACUGGGAACUUCUGAGAAGGAGAAGCAGCAGCAGCACCGGGGAGCUCAAGGGGAAGCUGGGCUGGAGCUGGGGGUGGCUCUGGCCAGUCGGGGGGGUGAGAGUGGCUGUGUCAGAUAUUGUGUCGGGUUCCGAGCAUCCUCUGUCAUUAGGUGGUGCACCCGGAGAGUGUGGCCCCAACCCAGCUCCGAGGGGAUAUCCCUGGGCAUGCAGAAGCAAGGGAAGGGAUGCCCUUGCUACCUGUCCCCCUCCCUUGCUGUCAAGGAGGGUACAAGGGGACAUGGUGGGCUCAAGGCCGGGCUCUGCUGCCUGUGGGGUGCUGAUGGUGAGGUCUGUGGCCCUCAGGCCCCGCUGAAGGGAGCAAUGGCUGCAGUGGGGGUGCCCAUCUAGGGGGCUUUGGGGUCGCGUGGUCACACUGAGCUGUCUGGGUCUCAUGUGUCAGUUCUAAGCGGGAGUGCCAGAGCGGGUGAGAGAAACCUACAUAUUUCCAGCAUGUAUAUUAUUUUUAGAAGAGGGAGAGGGGAGAGUCUUGGACCAUUGAUUACUUUCAUUUUGCUCCCCUUAGACUGUUGGCUGUGUAUGUGAAACUUAUAAUGAAAAGAGGGUUGCCCUGCCCAGGUGCUCCCAGAACAUGUACUGUAAUUCUUUGUAUAUAGAAGAAAAAUUACUGUAAAGUAAAGUUUAACUUUACUCUC
Molecule: messenger RNA, 14390 nt
Organism: Phasianus colchicus (ring-necked pheasant)
Lineage: Eukaryota; Metazoa; Chordata; Aves; Galliformes; Phasianidae
Gene: NSD1
Product: nuclear receptor binding SET domain protein 1
Cellular component (GO): nucleus
Molecular function (GO): protein binding; histone methyltransferase activity
Source: RefSeq, a predicted model, not a curated record